This is a messenger RNA of Tarenaya hassleriana, 2858 nucleotides long. Its product is annotated as ribonucleoside-diphosphate reductase large subunit. Gene Ontology annotation, cellular component: ribonucleoside-diphosphate reductase complex. Gene Ontology annotation, molecular function: ATP binding; ribonucleoside-diphosphate reductase activity, thioredoxin disulfide as acceptor. Gene Ontology annotation, biological process: deoxyribonucleotide biosynthetic process; DNA replication. The record is from RefSeq and is a predicted model, not a curated record. Lineage: Eukaryota; Viridiplantae; Streptophyta; Magnoliopsida; Brassicales; Cleomaceae. The coding region runs from base 220 to 2670 and encodes 816 amino acids. The transcript is spliced from 17 exons.
UUUCCCGGGAAAAGAAGACAAAAUUCGACCAAUAAAGGACAAAGUAGAAGGAAUCACAUGAAACCCUAAAGUUUGUGCCCCUAUCAAUCCAGACCCAAAGCCCUUAGCGCCUCCAUUGAUCCUAUCUAAUCGUUUUUUCGGGUUCAACUGUUUCGUUGUCGUCUCGCGUACACGACCUGUUCGACAUAAUUCCUCUUUGAGAAAAUCUGUUCAGGGAAAAUGUAUGUUGUGAAGCGCGAUGGAAGGCAGGAAGCUGUUCAUUUCGACAAGAUCACCGCGAGGUUGAAGAAGCUUAGCUAUGGACUCAGCAGCGAACACUGUGACCCGGUCCUCGUGUCACAGAAAGUCUGCGCUGGUGUAUACAAGGGCGUCACAACGAGUCAGCUCGACGAGCUGGCGGCUGAAACUGCUGCCGCCAUGACUGCCAACCAUCCCGAUUAUGCUUCCCUAGCCGCCAGGAUCGCUGUCUCGAAUCUCCACAAGAACACAAAAAAGUCAUUUUCCGAGACCGUCAAGGACAUGUACUACCAUUUCAAUGAAAGAUCAGGGCUAAAGGCUCCUUUAAUAGCUGAUGAUGUGUAUGAAAUAAUCAUGAAGGAUGCUGCUCGUCUGGACAGUGAAAUAAUCUACGAUCGUGAUUUUGAAUAUGACUACUUUGGAUUUAAAACACUUGAGAGAUCCUACCUCCUUAAAGUCCAAGGAAAGGUUGUUGAAAGGCCUCAACACAUGCUGAUGAGAGUUGCUGUAGGCAUCCACAAGGAUGAUAUCGAUUCUGCAAUCAGAACGUACCAUUUGAUGUCCCAGAGAUGGUUCACUCAUGCUUCUCCCACUCUCUUCAAUGCAGGAACACCAAGGCCUCAAUUAAGUAGCUGCUUUUUGAUCUGCAUGAAAGAUGACAGCAUUGAGGGUAUAUAUGACACGCUGAAAGAAUGUGCUGUUAUUAGCAAAUCAGCUGGUGGCAUAGGUGUUUCUGUUCACAACAUCCGUGCUACUGGAAGUUACAUUCGGGGUACAAAUGGGACAUCUAAUGGAAUCGUUCCAAUGCUGCGGGUGUUCAAUGAUACUGCUCGUUACGUUGACCAAGGAGGAGGCAAGAGAAAGGGAGCUUUCGCUGUAUAUCUGGAGCCAUGGCAUGCCGACAUCUUCGAGUUUCUGGAUCUCCGAAAGAACCAUGGAAAAGAAGAACAUAGGGCUAGGGACCUGUUCUAUGCGCUUUGGGUUCCUGAUCUUUUCAUGGAGAGGGUUCAAACUGAUGGGCUGUGGUCAUUGUUUUGCCCCAGUGAAGCUCCUGGUUUGGCAGAUUGCUGGGGUGAGGAAUUUGAGAGACUAUACACACAUUAUGAGAGAGAGGGUAAGGCCAAGAAGGUUGUUCAGGCACAAAAACUAUGGUAUGAAAUAUUGACAUCCCAGAUUGAAACAGGGACACCAUACAUGCUUUUCAAGGACUCAUGCAACAGGAAGAGCAACCAGCAAAAUCUGGGUACGAUAAAGUCUUCCAAUUUAUGCACUGAGAUUAUUGAGUACACUAGCCCUACGGAAACUGCUGUUUGCAAUCUUGCAUCUAUUGCUUUACCUCGAUUCGUAAGGGAAAAGGGUGUCCCUUUGGAGGCUCACCCAUCUAAGCUUGUGGGCAGUAUGGGCUCAAAGAAUCGGUUCUUUGAUUUUGACAAGUUAGGAGAGAUUGCUGCAACUGUUACUGCAAAUCUUAACAAGAUAAUAGAUGUGAAUUACUACCCUGUGGAGACUGCAAAAUAUUCAAAUAUGCGUCAUAGGCCUAUCGGUAUUGGAGUACAAGGUCUCGCAGACACAUUUAUCCUUCUCGGAAUGCCAUUUGACUCACCUGAGGCCCAGCAACUCAACAAGGACAUAUUUGAAACAAUAUACUACCAUGCGCUCAAAGCAUCUUCUGAGCUUGCUGCUAAGGAUGGUCCCUAUGAGACAUACCAAGGAAGUCCAGUGAGUAAGGGAAUUCUUCAACCUGACAUGUGGAAUGUAACACCCUCUGACCGCUGGGAUUGGGUUGCUCUAAGGGAUAUGAUAUCUAAGAAUGGUGUGAGGAAUUCACUUCUAGUGGCACCAAUGCCAACGGCUUCUACAAGUCAAAUUCUUGGAAACAAUGAAUGCUUUGAGCCAUAUACCUCAAACAUCUAUAGCCGCAGAGUCUUGAGCGGUGAAUUUGUGGUGGUGAAUAAGCAUCUUCUUCAUGAUUUAACUGAUAUGGGCGUCUGGUCUCCUGCCCUAAAGAACAAGAUAAUUUAUGAGAAUGGUUCUAUUCAAAAGGUCCCAGAAAUACCCGUUGAUUUGAAGGCAGUUUACAGGACCGUAUGGGAGAUUAAACAGAAAACACUGGUUGACAUGGCUGUUGACCGUGGUUGCUAUAUAGAUCAAAGCCAAAGCCUGAAUAUACACAUGACCGAACCCAAUUUCGGAAAACUCACUUCCUUGCACUUCUACGCCUGGAGAAAGGGUCUGAAAACGGGGAUGUACUACUUGCGAUCCCGUGCUGCAGCCGAUGCAAUUAAGUUCACAGUUGAUACAACAAUGCUCAAGGAGAAGCCUGAAGUAGCAGCAGCAGCAGCAGAAGAAGAAGAAGAGGUCAAUGAAACUAAAAUGGCACAGAUGGUUUGCUCUCUUACAAACCGGGACGAGUGCCUUGCCUGCGGAAGUUAAAAAAAUUGCAGUGAAGUCCUCUUUUCCCUCUAGAGGCUUUCCUUCUCUUAUUGGUAUUACUUUGUAACUAUAAUGUAGUAUAAUAUGUUGAAAAAAAAUGUUCUUUUAAGUUUAAGAUUCUUGUAAAGACCGAACUGGAUGUCACAAACUUCACGUGAUUUGAUUUUUGUGUUUUUUUGUUGUCGCAA